GUCUCUGAGAGAUGAAAGGGGAGGCCGCCUCCACUGACAGAAGCCUUUUGUUGAAACUGGGAACGUGAAGGCCAUGAGCAUGACCAGAUCGGGGAGAAAUAACACUAAAUCAGCACUACGGUUCACCACGUGUCAAGAUCAGGGACAUCCAGGUGUCGGAUUCCGAGUGAGCGGGCAGGGUCCAUUGUGUCAAAUCUCCUGCGUCUCUCCCACACACAACCAAACCGAGGAAGUAGAGAAAAGCGAGGAACCCCCAACCGCCUCAUAUUUAAACAUGCAAUAGAGGAGUUGUUGCGUCGCUUGACCAUACUACACUGCCACUUCAUCACUGGAUUCCUCUUCAUUUCUUUUGGUUUUCUUGGCCGGUUUGCCAAGCCAAACCCGUGUUUCGCCGGCCUUCUCGGAAACCUCCUCGCCCUUUCCAAAAUUUCCUUCUCUUUCUAUUUGUCCAAUCGGAUAAAUAUGAAUAAAAUAUAAUCUAUUUGAAUCCUAUUCGUUUUUAUUUUUAUUUUUUAUUUUUGUUAUUUUUGAAAAUUCAAAAUAGAAAUCUCUGCCAGUUAUCACGGCGAACAGCCACUGGCUACGGUCACCACCGACUGUUGUAUUCAAAUGAUGUGAUCGCAGCUUAGUAGUUGAUAUCAUAUGCAUCCCUUUUGCUGCAUCACCACCGUGUCCGACCCAAAUUCGGGGAAACCCUCGCAUUCAUUGCCGGAAUUUCAUAUGUCACCUCUACCUCCGGCCGUCGGUGGUGGAGGCGUUAGAUCUGAUUCUGGAAAUCGCAGCAACAAUCUAAACCACAAUCACGGCAAUAACAUCACCGAUCAUGGUCGUCUGACGGAGUCAAUGUCGCGACCGCCGUCGAUUUGUGGCGAUCAGCGGGAGGUGAAGAUCAACGAUAUCGUUGGAAAUGGAAUAUCGGGGAUUCUUUACAAGUGGGUGAAUUAUGGCAAGGGAUGGCGUCCUCGGUGGUUUGUUCUUCAAGAUGGAGUUCUAUCUUAUUAUAAAAUCCACGGUCCCGAUAAAAUCAUUGUCAAUCAAGAAACAGAGAAAGGAUCGAAAGUCAUAGGCGAAGAAUCGCUCCGGCGAAUCAACCGGCACAGGAACGGCAAUUCUCAACUCCGGCGCAAUCCUGUCGGUGAAGUCCAUCUCAAGGUUUCUUCUGUCCGUGAAAGUAAAUCCGAUGACAAGAGGUUUUCAAUUUUUACGGGCACAAAGCGGAUGCAUCUGAGAGCUGAAACACGCGAAGAUAGAGCAGCGUGGAUGGAUGCAUUGCAAGCUGUGAAGGACAUGUUCCCAAGGAUGUCCAACAGUGAGCUAAUGGCUCCUCUAGAUAAUGUUACUGUAUCAACAGAAAAGUUGAGGCAGAGGCUCUUGGAAGAGGGAGUAAGUGAGGCAGCGAUCCAGGACAGUGAGCAGAUCAUGAGGAGCGAGUUUGCGGCUUUGCAGAACCAGAUCGUGCUGCUCAAGCAAAAGCAGUUGCUCCUCAUUGACACACUUCGACAUUUAGAGACAGAAAAAGUUGAUCUGGAGAAUACACUAGUUGAUGAGAGUCAAAGACAGCUGAAAGAGCAAGGUGCUUCAUCUAGAUUGAGGCAAGACAAAUAUAGUGAAGGAAGUGGUAGUGAAUCUGAAGAUGACAAUGAAAGAGUUGAUGCUGCAGAGGAAGAAACAGAUGAUGAUGAUAAUACUUUCUUUGAUACUCGGGAUUUUCUUUCAUCAAGUUCUUUUAAAAGUACUGGGUCUGAUUUUCGGAUAUCAUCCUUCUCUUCUGAUGAUGAUGAUUUUUAUGCUGUUGAAUCUGAGGACGGUACUGAUCCUUCCAUCAUAUCUGUUGGCAAAAACUAUCCUCAUGUUAAGCGGCGCAAUAAAUUGCCUGAUCCAGUUGAAAAAGAGAAGGGGGUUAGUCUCUGGUCAAUGAUUAAGGAUAAUAUUGGGAAGGACCUAACAAAAGUUUGUCUUCCUGUUUACUUUAAUGAGCCUCUCUCUUCUCUGCAAAAAUGUUUUGAAGAUCUGGAAUAUUCAUAUCUUCUUGAUCGGGCUCAUGAAUGGGGAAAAAUGGGAAAUAGUCUAAUGAGGAUUUUGAAUGUAGCUGCAUUUGCUGUUUCUGGAUACGCUUCUACCGAAGGAAGAACAUGCAAACCAUUUAAUCCAUUACUAGGGGAGACCUAUGAGGCUGAUUAUCCAGAUAAAGGCCUCCGUUUUUUCUCAGAGAAGGUUAGUCAUCACCCUAUGAUUGUUGCAUGUCACUGUGAGGGUACGGGAUGGAAAUUUUGGGCAGAUAGCAAUUUAAAGAGCAAAUUUUGGGGUCGGUCUAUUCAGCUUGAUCCCAUUGGCGCUUUGACUUUGGAAUUUGAUGAUGGAGAAACUUUUCAAUGGAGUAAGGUAACAACAUCAAUAUACAAUCUUAUAUUGGGAAAGUUGUACUGUGAUCACUAUGGUACAAUGCGCAUACAGGGAAAUCGUGAGUAUUCAUGUAAGCUGAAAUUCAAGGAGCAGUCAAUCAUAGACCGGAAUCCUCACCAGGUGCAAGGUAUAGUUCAGGAUAGGCAUGGGAAAACAGUGGCAACACUAUUUGGAAAGUGGGAUGAGAGCAUGCAUUAUGUGAUUGGAGACUGUUCUGGCAAGGGGAAAGGAAAUGAUACUUUAUCAGAAUCUCAUUUGCUAUGGAAGCAGUGCAGGCCUCCCAAGUUCCCCACUAGAUAUAACUUAACACGCUUUGCUAUCACACUGAAUGAGCUCACUCCUGGAUUGAAGGAAAAGUUGCCUCCUACAGAUUCAAGGCUCAGACCCGAUCAAAGGUGCCUUGAAAACGGGGAAUAUGAAAAGGCAAAUUCAGAGAAGUUGCGGCUUGAGCAGCGACAGCGCCAGUCCCGGAAGAUGCAAGAAAGGGGUUGGAAGCCAAGGUGGUUUGUAAAGGAUAAAGGCAGCGAUACCUAUCGCUAUGUUGGUGGGUAUUGGGAGGCAAGAGAAAAGGGGAACUGGGAUUCAUGUCCUGAUAUCUUUGGCCAAAUCUCCACUGACCAAAUAUCGGAUUAAGGUUCGGGUCAUCUGUUCCGGUUUUCAAUUCUUUCUGUUGCAAAUUUUUUUCUAUUAUCCUAAAUGUUGGAUAGGCGGCUGGUGAUUGCUGGUGCUAGCAGUUGAGGAUCCCCAAUACAUGCAUGUAAGUAAAUUAGACGCAGUGUUAGUAGGCAAUAAAAGAAAUUCCUUUUUCCCCUUCAA
This is a messenger RNA of Vitis vinifera (wine grape), 3219 nucleotides long. Its product is annotated as oxysterol-binding protein-related protein 1C. Gene Ontology annotation, molecular function: sterol binding. Gene Ontology annotation, cellular component: intracellular membrane-bounded organelle; membrane; cytosol. The coding region runs from base 643 to 3036 and encodes 797 amino acids. The record is from RefSeq and is a predicted model, not a curated record. Lineage: Eukaryota; Viridiplantae; Streptophyta; Magnoliopsida; Vitales; Vitaceae. The transcript is spliced from 10 exons.